This is a messenger RNA of Nothoprocta perdicaria, 1493 nucleotides long. RefSeq names its product putative pre-mRNA-splicing factor ATP-dependent RNA helicase DHX32. The transcript has 6 exons. Gene Ontology annotation, molecular function: RNA binding. Lineage: Eukaryota; Metazoa; Chordata; Aves; Tinamiformes; Tinamidae. Bases 1 to 1431 code for a protein of 476 amino acids. Gene Ontology annotation, cellular component: spliceosomal complex; intracellular anatomical structure. The record is from RefSeq and is a predicted model, not a curated record.
AUGGAGGCUUUAGCCCUUCCUCCGGAGAUCCACCGCACUACAGAAGUACUCGACCCCAGCGACGGCGACGAAGGAGAAACACUCGUAUGCACAGAGGAUUUUGAAGUUAAUCCUUUCGACGGCCUGCCUUAUUCUUCCCGUUACUAUAAACUCACGAAGGAACGGGAGGAACUGCCGGUAUGGCAAGUGAAAUACACGUUUAUGGAAAGUUUGCUUCAUAAUCAGAUUGUGAUUGUGGCAGGAGAUGCUAAGACUGGCAAGAGCUCCCAGAUUCCUCAGUGGUGUGCUGAGUACUGCCUCUCCAACCGCUACCAACACGGGGUGGUUGUAUGCACCCAGGUGCACAAGCGGACAGCGGUGUGGCUGGCGUGGCGCGUGGCCGAUGAAAUGGAUGUCAACGUUGGCCACGAAGUGGGGUAUUUCAUCCCGUUUGAAAGCUGCUGCACAGCAGAAACCAUCCUGAGAUACUGUACAGACGACGUGCUGCAAAGAGAAAUGAUGUCUGUUCCUCUCCUCAACUACUAUGGAGUCAUCAUCUUGGAUGAUGUGCAUGAAAGAACUGUUCCAACUGAUGCACUACUUGCCCUGCUUAAAGUUGUCUUAGUAUCACGGCCAGAACUGAGGCUGGUGAUACUCACUGCUCCCCAUAUGUCCAGCAAAUUGCAGAAUUAUUACGGCAGUGUCCCCAUCAUACGAGUGCAAAGCAAACACCGCACAGAGGUUGUAUACACUUGUGGCAUCCAGAAAGACCACUUUCUGUCUGCACUAAGGCUGCUCUUUGAGAUACACCAUGCGAAAGAGAAGGGUGAUAUUGUGAUCUUCCUGGCAUGCGAACAAGAAAUUGAGAAAGCCUAUCAAAUUAUCAAACGAGAAGAGUCUAAUUUAAAUCCUGACCUUGGAGAACUCAUCCCAAUUCCUUUAUACCCCACAAGAAAAGACUUCAUUCCCAAACCAAAACAAGAUAAACAGAAAUGCUGCAAAAAGUACAGAAGAAAAGUGCUACUAACUACAAGUUUUGGAGAAUCUUUAGUUUGGAUAAAAAAUGUAACAUUUGUCAUUGAUGUCGGAGUUGAAAGAAGGAAGGUAUACAAUCCUAGAAUCAGAGCAGACUCUGUUAUAAUGCAGCCUAUCAGCAAAAGUCGAGCAGAGAUGCACAACCAAAUUCUGGGAAUGUCUUCAUCAGGAAAACUCUUCUGCUUGUACCCUGAAGAAUUUACAUACAAAGAAAUGAAACCACAUCUACCAGCCAAAAUACAAGAAUCAAACCUAACCAGCCUGGUUCUCUUCCUAAAGAGGAUGGAUAUAGCAGGCUUGGGACACUGUGACUUCUUAAGUAGACCAGGUAAUGAUAAUGCAGCUAUUCUCCAAGUGCUUUAUGCUUUGCUGGUAUUUAAAGAUGAAUUUUGCUGUUAUUCACAGUGCUGGUUUUAACAAAUAUGACGUACUUAAAUUAUUACUGCUCCCACCUUUACCUUUACCUAGUAGCCCUGACA